CCAGCAGUGUUAGCCGCCUGCCAUUCAUUGUCACCAGUGUGGUAGAAGCUCUGUCUUCUCCGUGUCUAGGUUUUAUCCAACAGGAAAGAGAAAAAAACAAAAACACGAAGGAAGGAUGUUAAGCCAGACGUGGCAGUGACACGCAGUAGUUCUGACAUUCCCCUGCUCCAGAAUGGCAGAAGAGGAUCCAUAUUUGGGAGGGCAUGAACAAAUGUUUCAUUUGGAGCCUUUGAAUCAUACAAUAUUUAACUCGGAAAUAUUUCAGCCAGAGAUGCCAAUGCCAACGGCAGAUGGCCCAUACCUUCAAAUAUUAGAGCAACCUAAACAGAGAGGAUUUCGUUUCCGUUAUGUCUGUGAAGGCCCAUCCCAUGGCGGACUCCCCGGUGCAUCUAGUGAAAAGAACAAGAAGUCCUACCCUCAGGUCAAAAUCUGCAACUAUAUGGGACCUGCAAAGGUUAUUGUCCAGCUGGUCACAAAUGGAAAGAGCAUCCACCUGCAUGCACACAGCCUGGUGGGGAAGCACUGCGAGGACGGGAUCUGCACCGUGACGGCUGGACCCAAGGACAUGGUGGUCGGCUUUGCAAACCUAGGCAUACUUCAUGUGACAAAGAAAAAAGUAUAUGAAACACUGGAAGCACGGAUGACAGAUGCGUGCAUUAGGGGCUACAAUCCCGGACUUUUGGUGCAUCCGGAUCUUGCCUAUUUGCAAGCAGAAGGUGGAGGAGAGCGGCAGCUCACAGAUCGGGAAAAGGAGAUCAUCCGCCAGGCAGCUCUUCAGCAGACAAAGGAGAUGGACCUCAGCGUGGUGCGGCUCAUGUUUACAGCUUUCCUCCCCGACAGCACCGGUAGCUUCACCAGGCCCCUGGAGCCCGUGGUAUCAGACGCCAUCUAUGACAGCAAAGCCCCCAAUGCGUCCAAUUUGAAAAUCGUACGGAUGGACAGGACAGCGGGAUGCGUAACUGGAGGGGAAGAGAUUUAUCUUCUCUGUGACAAGGUUCAAAAAGAUGACAUCCAGAUUCGAUUUUAUGAAGAGGAAGAAAAUGGUGGAAUCUGGGAAGGAUUUGGAGAUUUUUCCCCAACAGACGUUCAUAGACAAUUUGCCAUCGUCUUCAAAACACCAAAGUACAAAGAUGUCAAUAUCACCAAACCAGCCUCCGUGUUCGUUCAACUUCGGAGGAAAUCUGACUUAGAAACUAGCGAGCCAAAACCUUUCCUGUACUACCCUGAAAUCAAAGAUAAAGAGGAAGUGCAGAGGAAGCGGCAGAAGCUCAUGCCCAACUUUUCGGACAGUUUCGGAGGCGGCGGUGGUGCCGGGGCUGGAGGUGGAGGCAUGUACGGCAGCGGCGGUGGAGGAGGCGGCACUGGAACUACCGGUCCAGGGUAUGGCUUCCCCCACUAUGGAUUUCCAACAUACAGUGGAAUUACCUUCCACCCUGGAACCACUAAGACUAAUGCUGGGAUGAAGCAUGGAAUCAUGGACACCUCACCUAAAAAUGACUCUGAGGAUUAUGACAAGAGUGAUGGCAGAGGGGCUGUACGUCUCUCUGGGAAAGUCACUGAAACCACAGAACCAGAUAAGGGGUCGGGCCAGAGGGACGAGGAGGGCACUCUGACGUAUCCAGUGGGAGAAAAGAAAGAGAAUUCUAGGUUUCAGAAUAACCUCUUUCUGGAGAAGGCUCUGGAGCUCGCCAAGCGGCAUGCCAAUGCCCUGUUUGACUACGCGGUGACAGGAGACGUGAAGAUGCUGCUGGCUGUCCAGCGCCAUCUCACUGCAGUGCAGGAUGAGAAUGGGGACUGUGUCUUACACUUAGCAAUCAUCCACCUGCAUGCUCAGCUUGUGAGGGAUCUGCUAGAAGUCACGUCCGGUUUGGUUUUGGAUGACAUUAUCAACAUGAGGAAUGACCUCUACCAGACACCCUUGCACUUGGCCGUGAUCACCAAGCAGGAGGCCGUGGUGGAGGACUUGCUGAGGGCUGGGGCCGACCUGAGCCUUCUGGACCGCUUGGGGAACUCUGUUUUGCACCUUGCUGCCAAGGAAGGACAGGAUAGGAUUCUCGGGAUUUUACUCAAGCACCAGAAGGCAGUUCCUCUGAUCAACCACCCCAACGGGGAAGGUCUCAAUGCCAUCCACGUGGCCGUGAUGAGCAACAGCAUGGCAUGCCUGCUGCUGCUGGUGGCCGCCGGGGCGGAUGUCAACGCGCAGGAGCAGAAGUCGGGCCGCACGGCACUGCACCUGGCCGUGGAGCACGACAACAUCUCCUUGGCCGGCUGUCUGCUUCUGGAGGGCGAUGCCGAUGUGGACAGCACCACCUACGACGGGACGACUCCCCUGCACAUCGCGGCCGGGAGAGGCUCCACCCGGAUGGCGGCUCUUCUCAAAGCAGCAGGAGCAGAUCCCCUACUGGAGAACUUUGAGCCUCUCUAUGACCUGGAUGACUCGUGGGAAAGGGAUGGAGAUGAUGAAGGGGUUGUGCCUGGAACCACACCCCUCGAUAUGGCCACCAACUGGCAGGUAUUUGACAUACUAAAUGGGAAACCAUAUGAGCCCGAGUUUACAGCUGAUGAUUUACUGGCACAAGGAGACAUGAAGCAGCUGAACGAAGAUGCGAAGUUGCAGCUCUACCAGUUGCUGGAAUUUCCCGAUCCAGACAAAAACUGGGCCACUCUGGCGCAGAAAUUAGGGCUGGGGAUACUCAAUAAUGCCUUCCGGCUGAGUCCUGCUCCUUCUAAAACUCUCAUGGACAAUUACGAGGUGUCGGGGGGGACAGUAAGAGAGCUGCUGGAGGCCCUGAGGCAGAUGGGCUACACUGAGGCCAUCGAGGUGAUCCAGGCAGCCUCCUGCCCACCUAGCACGGCCGCCCCCGGCCCCGCCAAGACCGCUGCGCAGGCCCACCCCCGGCCUCUCUCGCCCGCCUCCACCAGACAGCAGCUAGACGAGCUGGGAGACGACAGCAUCUGUGACAGUGGCGUGGAGACGUCCUUCCGCAAACUCAGCUUCACAGACUCUCUGACCGGCGGCAGCCCGCUGCUCGCGCUGCACAAGAUGCCCCACGACUACGGGCAGGAAGGCCCCAUCGAAGGCAAGAUCUAGCCCACCCGCGGUUUCCACACCCUGCCCAGCGAAGCCCUGCAGUUCAUUGGAUUUGCCGACAAAAGGAAGAGACAGUGCACCAGCGGGACAUGGGCCGGGGCUUGGGUGGCUCUGGACUGAACCCCGGGCCUCCGAUAGGAAGCUGGCUGCCUCUUUUGGUUCUUGAGUUUCGGUGCGGCUCCCUGGCAGAGAGCAGCUACAGCCCCGGCCUCGGGCGGGGCUGGUGCCUCUGGGAGGGGGCGCGCCUGUGGGCCUCACCAGCUGCUUUCCUGUCAUCGCCACUGCCCCUCUGCUGCACGUCCGCUGUCACUGAAAGGCUAACAGCCCCCACCCGGUAUUCUCUCUGGCGGCCCACGGCACAGUCGUGCGUUCAGAUUAAGGAUUAAGAGAGUUCUUAAUAUUUUAUCCAGGAUAUCUUAAAUGGGGUAUUUUGAAAUGAGGGUCAGUGUAUAAUUAAAAAAACAAAAAUGCUUCCUGCUUUUUCUAAUGUGGUUUAUCUCUGUGAUUUGAAAAAGAACGUGUACGUGUUGUUAUUUAAACAUGGUUACAAUCAGUGCUGAAAAUGGUAUCUUCCCCCUUUUUCUGCAUUUUGCUAUUGUAAAUAUGUUUUUAGAUCAAAUACUUUAAAAGAAAAGAAUGUUGGAUUUAUAAAUGCUAUUUUUUAUUUUACUUUUAUAAUAAAAGGAAAAGCAAACGGA
Pipistrellus kuhlii (Kuhl's pipistrelle) is the source of this 3789-nucleotide messenger RNA. It is a transcript of the gene NFKB1, whose product is annotated as nuclear factor kappa B subunit 1. The transcript is spliced from 24 exons. NCBI's taxonomy places the organism in Eukaryota, Metazoa, Chordata, Mammalia, Chiroptera, Vespertilionidae. Gene Ontology annotation, molecular function: RNA polymerase II cis-regulatory region sequence-specific DNA binding; protein binding; DNA-binding transcription factor activity, RNA polymerase II-specific. The coding region runs from base 173 to 3091 and encodes 972 amino acids. Gene Ontology annotation, biological process: inflammatory response; regulation of transcription by RNA polymerase II; canonical NF-kappaB signal transduction. The record is from RefSeq and is a predicted model, not a curated record. Gene Ontology annotation, cellular component: cytoplasm.